GAAUUUGCAGCGCUUACGAAAGAGCUAAAUGUAUGCAGGGAACAGCUGCUUGAAAGGGAAGAAGAAAUUGCCGAACUGAAAGCAGAAAGAAAUAAUACGAGGCUAUUACUGGAACAUUUGGAGUGUCUUGUCUCCAGGCAUGAACGAUCUCUCAGAAUGACUGUUGUAAAGAGACAAGCUCAGUCGCCAGCAGGAGUUUCUAGUGAAGUAGAAGUUCUCAAAGCACUAAAAUCUUUAUUCGAACACCAUAAAGCCCUUGACGAAAAGGUAAGGGAGAGGUUACGAGUAGCACUUGAAAGAUGUAGCUUAUUGGAAGAAGAACUAGGUACUACGCAUAAAGAGUUAAUGAUUCUGAAAGAGCAAAAUAAUCAGAAGAAAACACUUCCAGAUGGGAUGCUGGAUAUAAAUCACGAACAGGAAAAUACACCAACUACAAAUGGGAAGCGAUCCUCUGAUGGUUCUUUAUGCCACGAUGAAAACCUUGCUAAAGUGAUUGAACUCCAAGACAUCAUAGAUAAGCAAAACAAAGAGCAGACACAAAUGAAAGAACGUCUUACUACUUUGUCUAGCAGAGUAACAGAGCUGGAAGAAGAUCUUGACACAGCUAGAAAAGACUUAAUCAAAUCUGAAGAAAUGAAUACGAAGUUACAGAGAGAUGUACGAGAGACUAUGGCCCAAAAGGAAGACAUGGAAGAGAGAAUUACAACUCUUGAGAAACGCUACCUCGCUGCACAACGUGAAGCUACAUCUGUUCAUGACCUCAAUGAUAAACUUGAAAAUGAAAUUGCCACUAAAGACUCCAUGCAUCGACAGAGUGAAGAUAAGAACAGGCAAUUGCAAGAACGACUGGAACUAGCUGAGCAAAAGCUGCAGCAGACUUUGAGAAAAGCUGAAACUCUGCCGGAGGUGGAGGCUGAGCUGGCACAGAGAGUUGCAGCACUUUCAAAGGCUGAGGAGAGGCAUGGCAAUAUAGAGGAACGACUGAGACAGAUGGAAGCACAGCUAGAAGAAAAGAAUCAAGAACUGCAAAGGGCUAGACAGAGAGAGAAGAUGAAUGAAGAGCAUAAUAAACGUUUGUCAGAAACUGUUGAUAAGCUUCUGUCUGAAUCUAAUGAAAGGCUUCAGCUUCAUCUCAAGGAAAGGAUGGCUGCCUUAGAAGAUAAGAAUUCACUUCUUCGAGAAAUUGAAAAUGCGAAAAAACAAAUAGAGGAACUUCAGCAUGAAAAGGAUCAACUUGUAUUAAAUGUCGAAGCAUUAAGGGCUGAAAAUGACCAAGUGAGACUCAGAGCCACAUCACUUCAUCAUAGCCGAGCAGACUUCAGAUACCCUAUGGCAUCUUCGUCUGUGGCUGACAGUCAUACAGACUCCUAUGGCACCUCAUCAGUGUUAAGGCGUCCCCAGAAAGGACGUUUGGCAGCUCUCAGAGAUGAACCUUCAAAGGUUCAAACUCUGAACGAGCAGGACUGGGAGCGAGCCCAGCAAGCAAGUGUAUUGGCAAAUGUGGCACAAGCAUUUGAAAGUGAUGUUGAUGUGUCAGAUGUUGAGGAUGAUAGGGAGACUAUAUUCAGUUCAGUGGAUCUACUAUCACCAAGUGGUCAGGCUGAUGCUCAGACUUUGGCCAUGAUGCUUCAAGAACAGUUGGAUGCGAUCAACAAAGAGAUUAGACUUAUACAAGAAGAGAAGGAAAACACAGAGCAGCGUGCUGAGGAGAUUGAAAGCAGAGUGGGUAGUGGAAGUUUGGAUGCCCAUGGUCGAUUCCGGUCCAUGAGCUCCAUUCCUCCUCCCUAUGCAAGUGGUUCACUUGCUGGUUCUUCCCCACCUGGCAGUGGCCGCUCCACCCCAAGGCGGAUUCCACAUAGUCCGGCUCGGGAAGUGGACAGACUAGGUAUCAUGACACUGUCACCAGCUUCUAGAGAAGAGGUACGAGACGAUAAAACCACAAUAAAAUGUGAGACGUCACCACCUUCUUCGCCUCGAUCUUUGCGUUUGGACAGAGUCCAAAAAGGAGCUUUGCAUACAGUGAGCCAUGAAGAUAUCAGGGACAUAAGAAAUUCAACAGGCUCGCAAGAUGGGCAAACAAGUAAUCCUAGUAGCAGCAACAGUAGCCAAGAUUCCCUUCAUAAAGCCCCCAAAAAGAAGGGGAUCAAAUCCUCAAUAGGCCGCUUGUUUGGCAAGAAAGAAAAGGGACGACCUGGACAAACAAGCAAGGAAACAUUAGGACACGGUUG
Pelecanus crispus (Dalmatian pelican) is the source of this 2228-nucleotide messenger RNA. The record is from RefSeq and is a predicted model, not a curated record. NCBI's taxonomy places the organism in Eukaryota, Metazoa, Chordata, Aves, Pelecaniformes, Pelecanidae.